AACAAUGUCGGACGAAGAAGACGACCCGAUUGAACAUGAGAUUGAUGUGUACCUGUCCAAAAGUUUGUCAGAUAACUUGUUUCUGCUUCAGUACCCAAUCAGACCAGCCCAUUUGAAUUACGACAAAAUUGAACACUUAGCAGCUAGAGUUAAACCACAGCAGAAAAAGGUGGAAUUCGACUUAGCUGUCAACACUUCAAGUACCUACUAUGCAAAAAGUAAAGGUGAACAGAUUGCUCUCAAUGUUGAUGGAUCAUCAAGAGGGGAUCAAGGAGGGUUUUAUAGAAGUGAUAAGAUGGACAAGCAGAUCCUAACCUCAGCUCCUUGUUCUGGUGAUAUAGGACGAUAUGGUGUGGGUGUAUUUAAAGAGGGUGAGCUACAUUUAUCACCUCUCCAUGCUGUAGUGCAAAUGAGACCAUCAUUUAACUACUUAGACAAAGCAGAUGACAAAAUCAAAACAGAAGCUGCUGCAAGGGAAGCUGCAGGAGAUAUGUCUCAGGAUGAAGAAGAUGAAGCUAAGCCUGUAACUAUGAAGUUUGCUCGUCAAGAGACAGAGGAGGCCAAAGCCAGGAGAAUGAGAUCUUACGGAUAUCUACAGAAAAAGAGGAAUGAGGAAUCAUGGAUUCAUUUAGAAUAUCAUGGUGUAAAUUCUGAUUUAGCUGAAACAGAAAGGUCACAGUUACAUGCCAGCAAAGAGGAAGAGGUUUCUGAAUUCUGUGUCAAACCAGAUGAGUAUUUGAAGAUGUUGAUGCCACCCUCAAGUGAAACAGAGAGUGAAAAACCAGCCAUGCCAAGUAAUGUGUUGUCUCUUAUACAGUUACGUACAAUGCCACUUGCAGACCAAGUUAAAACAUUACUCACAAACGCCAAAGUUAUAACUUUUAGUCAGUUGAUAACAUUACUACCUCAGGGAACAGAUCCUGGUGCUGCAUUACGAUCACUUCAUCAAGUAGCUGUACUAGUACAAGGUUGUUGGGUUGUCAAGAGUGAAAUUCUGUACCCAAAGGAAGCCUGCAGUCCACAUAGUGGUGUUUCUGGAGAACAUCUGAGUAAGGGUAGAGAUUAUGUGAUGUGGAGAUUUACUCAGUCUAGAGUGGUUACAAGAAAAGAUAUAGCAUCUGUAGUCAAGUUGCCAGCAGAAGAUGUGAAGGACAUUCUUGAACAGAUGUCACGUAUCAGAGCCAACUGUGGAUGGGAAUUCUUGUUCCAGUAUGAUCAUGAUUUUGUUUCAAGGAAUCCUGAAAUAGUACACAGACAAAAAGCAUUCUGGGAUUCAAAGUAUCAGAUUUUAUGCAAACAGUUGAAAAUUCCAAAGGAACAUGAAAAGAAAUUUAAAGAUAAAGAUUCAGGUAUACCUGGUUUGGAUAAACCCACAAGGAGAAGGAGAAAUUCCUCAAAGGGAUCACCAAGGAGGAAAAGAACAUUGAGUGGCCGUUCUGUGUCAGAUCACAGUGACAUUGAACCAGAUAUCAAAAUGGACUCUGAAAAUAGUGCAGAUGAAGAUAUUCCUACUCAUCAUGAACCAAUGGAAGUAGCUGAAGUAAAUCAUGUGACUAAUGGAUCAAAUAUUCUGUCAUUAACUAAUUGUGAUAAAACAAUUUCUAAGCCAGUGUCUAAAAAAUUUGAUGAAAAGAGGACCGAGUUAUUGAAUUUUGUGUGUGAAAAACUACAAAGUAGAUUUAUUUUAAGUAUAAAUGAAUUAAGACGUUUGUUAAAUAUACGAUUGACACAAUGUUCAGCUGGAUAUAUAUUAAACUGUGAAAUUACUGAUCAAAUGUUAGAGGAAGCUUUAGAUGAAUCGGGUAGUCUAAAAUUAGAAAAUAUGUGGCCACCAGGGACACCAGAAGAAUCACUAUAUGCCUUAACUUUUACAAGUGAUAAACUGGAUCCAGUUAGAAAAGUUCUCCUGUCAAUGUUUACAACAACUUACAAGACAACACGAAAAAAUUUUAUAAAAAAAGUUAAAGAAGAGACAGAUAUUGAUUUAACAGAAAAUGAUGCAAAACUUUUAUUAAGUGAUUAUUGUAUCAAUAAAGGCAAGGGGGCUACAUGGUAUUUGAAAGGAACAUUAAUACCAGACUCAUGACAUCGUUGGAAAAGGAAUAAGAAUAGAUUAUGAUUUAUGCCAACGUGAUAAUUACAGGCUGUGUCCAGAUGAUCAACCAUCACAUCCUGUUUUGGCAAAAAGUUUGCUGUUUCAUGACUUUAUACCAGCACUUUGAUUUAAUUAUGUGGAAUCAUUGGGACAGAAAACAAAAAUCCAUGAUAUUGGCUGGCAAUAUUUUUUCCUAAGAAAUAAUAACUAAUUUCAUAUUUCUGUAUAUAUAAUGUAUGUCAAAUCUCAUUCAAAAGUGACACAAAUUGUUUUGUAGUGAUUGAUUCAUUGUUAAUUACUUCAAUGCUGGUACAUAUGAGGAGACUAAUGUGAUGAUUAAUAUAAGGAGGGAGAUGCCAAUUAGACACAUAUUCACCAAUGUCUAAAUGGUGUGGAUGUAAGCAAAUACAGGUCACUGGGCUACCUUCUGCAAUUCACAAAACCUAUUUCGCAUAGUCUGUUACAAAAGACCAGACAUGACAAAAUGUCAAACAAUUCAAACAAAAAACCAAUGCUCGAAUUUAUGACAAAAUAAAAAACCAUUAUCACAGACAGCAACUAACAACAACCACUGAUUUAUAGGCUCCUGAUUUGGGACAGGCACAUAAAGAAUGUGGAGAGGUUUAAAAACAUUUGUGUCGGCUCAACCUACUCUAACCUGGGACAGUGGUUUAACAGUACAAUAUAAGAAAAGACUAAAACUAUUUUGAUAAUUACUUGACCCAUCAUAUUGGCACAAAAUACAGCUUCUGGGGAUUCAUUUAUUUUCGUUGGAACCAGUUUUUGUAAAUCAUGUAGAUUGAGGAAAACUUAUACUCACAGUUACUGGAAGCUAGUUCAAAGCCAAUUACUGAAAUUGAGAAAUUAAUUCGUUCAUUUAUUAUUGGGAAUAACUAAUUAUGGGUACAAAUGUGAGAUCUAAUUAAUAUGUGUGCAAAAACUACUGAAAUGAUGAAAUUGCUAGCCUGAUACUGUCAUAGUUUGUACAUUGAUAAAACCAUCUAAACAAAUUCUGAAGGAAUAGUACAACUGAUAAAUAAUAUUCUCCAAGACUUUAGUAUCAAUCAGUUCACAUCCCUUAAGGUCAUGAACAGUCUGAGCAUGACCUUGUGUAAUGUCAAAAUAAACAUUCAUGUUGAAGUGUAGACAGGAAAUAGGACCAGACAUUUCCUUUAUAUGUCUCUGGUUUUCAUAACUGUAUAGCAAUACUUUUUAGUUAGAUAUUAGUAAAAUUGAAAACCUUCUUCAAGGGAUCAAUGAAUUUACAUUGGUUGUAUCCAAUAGUAUGCUACAAAAAUAAAGUGUGUACUGGAUUUGUUAUUUGACACACACUACUGAAAGGAUAAUAUAUAUGUGUCUUUAGCACUGCUCUUUUCCUAAAUGUGUACUGGAUAUCUAAAGAUUUUUGAUAAAAGGAAUCAAAUACUUUGAGAAUAGGGUCAAAUAUAAAGGUAGUACCAGUGACAUAUAAUACAACUAUAUAAGUCUCUGGUAAUAUACAGCCAAGUGUAUGGUAUACUGACAGAAAAUUUGCUUCUAGGAAAAAGACACUGUGAUGACUACAGACCAGACUGAUAAUUUGAACAAAAGAGAGAAUUCCGGGUAAAAAAACUAAGGUAUGGAGCAUUCUGGAUGAAUCUACUCUUUCUUUCUUCAGAGAAAACAAGAGAUCCUCCUGUAUAGGUUCUAUAGACCUUUCAGAUAUACAAUUAGUCAGAAUAACCAGUAACUGCCAGUUUGAAAUUAAAACAGAAAAGAAUUCACAAGUAUAUACUGCAGAAUCCAAUGAGAAAUGCAGUGAAUGGGUGCAAAAAUUGUCAGAAUACUCAAAAUGUACCACAACUAAUAGUGAACCGACGAAGAACACACCAAGAAAGAAUUCCAUAUUUAGCCAUAGGGAAGAAAUAGGCGAGCAUACAGUGGUGGUCAAUGCAGCUAAAAAUAUUUUUGAAAAUAAUACAAACGGGACUGAAAAUAGGAGAGUUGUCUCGGGCGUUCUGUCUAAACCUUCUCAAGAACCAUCGAAACCAACCAGAAAGUCAGAUCCAACUAAACUCCAUCCAUGGUCUACUAUAACGGAAGCAAAAACGCACCUGCAUCAUGUUAGUAUUGAACUAGAUACUGAAAAGAAAACUGAUUCUUUGUCAAAGAAACAUGAGAAUUUGAAAAAUUCUCUAGAAAUUAAAACGAAGAUUACCACAGAUUCAAAGCCGUAUGAAAGUGUACAAAACAGUAGUGGUCAUAAUUUAACAGACACCAAGUUUGGCAGUUUGGAACCCGAGGCGAAAGGGACACCUUCGCCGAAAUCUUUGAUGGAUAGCGUUGAUGGUAAAAUAACAACAGACAUUACUGAAGAAAAUAAUGAAAAUAUUUUAGAAGAGAAAAGUACAAACGAAGAUUCGACAAGUACUGUUUCAAAAAUGCCAGAAAUUGCGUCCGCAAGUGAUAAUCCGAGCGUUUUAAAAACUGAGAACUCCGAAAACAAACGGGAUUCUGGUUACAGCACAACCGUUGGUGAGGGAGACCGAAAUAGUCAUGAAAACAAAGUCGACGAGACUGUUUCUUCUGAAACUAAACGAGAAACCGAACAAACCAAAAAUGGCAAUUCAACUGUCACUGUUGAAGAGACAAACAACAACCAAAAUGAUGUAAACACUUCUGAUAAAACGAAGGAGCAUCAAGAUGGUGAUGAAGAACCAAUAGAGACUAGGGUUAUCAUGCGCAAGUCUAGGUCGGUUGUUAGUGUCAGUCAUGAUGACAUUAUUUCCGUUGUCGAUAUUGAUAAUCAAGAAUGUAAAAGUCAAGGUAGAGGAAGAACUUGUAAAACAACACAAGAGCAAAAUCCUAGCGAAAAUAUUGACAUGAAAUACAAACCGUCCAUAGAUACUGUCGAAAAUUCUAAAACCAACACUAAUACCAAUACACUGCCGAACUUUCAGAACAAGAAGGAAGUAAGCGAGAUGAACAGUGCAAGUGAAGACGCCGUGGAUGGAGCAAUUGGAUGCACAGUUGAACCUGUUCCUUUGCGACAUGAAAUCGUCGAAAAUUACAUAGAUAUUGAUAAAAUAAUUUGUCAGGGAAAUUUUCCAAAUGUUCCAGUUUUGCCCAAUAAUGCUCCAAAUAGACAUGACCUUGUGUCUUUUCACGAACUUAAAGAUUUAUUGGAAAGUCACGACGAAUCCAGUGAUGAACAUUCGGAUAUCGAUGAUUCCAUAACUAAUGCCGAGGAUCCUAUUCAAAGACUCUUACGAAUGGUUGAGGUCUGACGGGUUUAUUUUAGACGGGAGACUUCAGUUGAAUGCUCUUAGCAUGGUGGUCUCAUAUUUGGGUGCUUUUUUUUUAAAUGCAAGCAAUAUAAAGAACUGUUCAUUUACAUUUCAAGACAUGAAAAAAAAACUGCAAUUUUCUUUAUUCUAACUUUUAUUUGAUAUUUCAAGUUGUUCAUUAUAUGUUGAUAGCAAUACCAGUAUAUAGUCUCUUAGUUUAUAUAUGGACAUGUCAAUCUGAAAAAGAGACGUUCGAAAAAGCAAACUGAACGUUACUCUGUUUACGUAUCUUUGUAAUGUUUGAUAGUAAUGGAUGUCUUUCUCUUACUAUAUAUGUAUAUAAUAAAAACAUCAGCAAGAUAGUUGUAUGUUACGCUGUUAGUCAGGAAAUUACUGCUCACUAGUACGCAUGCAGUUUCAAAACUUGAACAAUUAUGAAUGUGCAACAGUUUGCAUUUACUAAAAUUUUAACAAUGCCAAGGCCAAGUAUAUCUGUCAUUUCUUUAUUUUGUAAAGCCUGGCAGUGUUUCUGCUUAGUGCUGCUUAUAGUUCUCAAAUUAUCAUUUAUAAACUUGUCCGUCCAUCUUAGUGAAAUCAGUAAAUUUCCGUAAACAAGAACAUUUUGCAAGAGUUUACAGUUCCAUAAGAGUAGUUAUUCUAUCUUAUGCCUGUUCAUGAAUUCUAGGCAUUUUUUUUUUAUUGUUGUAAAUAAAAUUCAUCCAUUGAGGUAUGACUCGUAACCGCUUCUGCAGAACAGACAACAAAAUGAAACUGAAUUGGUAAACGAACAAGCAAACAAAUAAUUCAAGUUUUACAAUUUGUGUACAGCACCGUAUUAACGGUUAAAAAGUAAGACAACAAAAAUACCGAACCCCAAGGAAAAUUCAAAAUGGAAAGUCCCUUAACAAUUAAAGAUAUUGUAGAUUAUGGAUAUACAUGUAAUUAUAUGAUCAAGUUUUGAGAUAUUUUGAUUUUCUGCUUAUUGUACCAUUUUAACAACCAAUCAUAUAGUAUACUUUUUUGUCAUGGUUAUAUGAAUGUACAUAUUCUCUGUAUAACAUAUUCCAACCAAUAAUAAAAUAUAGUAUAUAUAAACCAAUAAAUUAUUAGACUAUU
This is a messenger RNA of Mytilus californianus (California mussel), 6477 nucleotides long. Its product is annotated as DNA-directed RNA polymerase III subunit RPC5-like. Gene Ontology annotation, biological process: DNA-templated transcription. Gene Ontology annotation, cellular component: RNA polymerase III complex; nucleus. The coding region runs from base 5 to 2086 and encodes 693 amino acids. The transcript is spliced from 22 exons. The record is from RefSeq and is a predicted model, not a curated record. NCBI's taxonomy places the organism in Eukaryota, Metazoa, Mollusca, Bivalvia, Mytilida, Mytilidae.